Messenger RNA from Musa acuminata subsp. malaccensis (wild Malaysian banana), 1993 nucleotides. The record is from RefSeq and is a predicted model, not a curated record. NCBI's taxonomy places the organism in Eukaryota, Viridiplantae, Streptophyta, Magnoliopsida, Zingiberales, Musaceae.
CCGGCGAUGGAGAAGAAUGUGGUGAUGAUCUGUGCAGCCGUGAGCUUCCUUGGCCUUCUCUCUGCUUCGCUCGGCUUCGCGGCUGAGGCCACAAGGAUCAGGACCGAUGAGGGUUUUGGGUUUUCUUCACCUGACUUACCAUGUGGAAUCGGUUGCUCUGCCACUCCACUGGAAAGCCAUCAUCUAUCGCGUUAGGGUUUUAUAGGGUUUUAAAGACGGGAUCUCGUUGAUUAGGAGGCAUCUUUACUGUUUCCUGUGGUAAAGUUCUGAUCUUUGAAUUCCUGGUUGUCUUUCUUUCUUCGGUAAGGGUGGACUAGAAUUACUAUUGAUUGCUAUCAGUUGUCAGGUUUUUGUCGGUAAGGCCUGUUGAUUUCUCUUGAUUCACCUACCAUUCGUCCUAUAAUGAAGUCAUCAUCUUGGAACCGGCUUCAGGGAUAAUAUUUUUUUUUUCUAUCGCAUUAGGGUUUGUAGUGUUUAAAGAUUGGAUCUUUUUAAUUGGCAUUGACGAAGUCGUGUCAGGUCAAGCUUGCACUUGGUCUAGAACACCUUCAUCAAGCCAUGGGACUGUUGCAAUCUUGGUUAGAGGUUGAUGUCUUUACCUUCAAUCUCUAUUUGCAGGUUUCUGAUGUGCAAACAUCAACACUAGGUCAAUGCACAUAUCCAAGGAGCCCAUCAUUAGCUCUGGGUCUUAUAGCUGCAGUGGCUCUUGUGAUAGCUCAGGCCAUCAUAAGCACCAUAGCUGGGUGUAUAUGUUGCAAGAAAUAUCCAAAUCCAUCCGACACCAACUGGACAAUUGGGAUGUUCGCCUUUGUUGCUUCUUGGGUGACUUUUAUUAUAGCCCUUGUUCUGUUGUUGAGUGGUGCUGCUCUAAACGAUAAAUGGGGGCAGGAAAGGGUGUACUUUGGCAAAUACUGCUACGUCAUCGAGUCUCGGGUAUUUACAGGAGGUGCAGUGUUAUCCCUUGCAAGUGUUGCCCUUGGGAUUUUUUAUUAUGUUUCAUCAACAUUACCAAAGAAUAUACAAGUUUCAAAUCCACAACAAAAUCAAGGCAUCUCAUUGGGUCAUUCUAAUAUUCCUCCGGGGACUCAGACCACCCUGGUAUUUGUGCAUGAGGAUACAUAUAUCAGGCAGCAAUUUCCCUGAAGGUGACAGUGGUUUUCGCUAGAUCAAAUUCUAGAUCAUUUUGAUCUUGAGCUCUGUCCUUCUUGUGUGACAGUAGGCACACAAAUUGUUGUCCUCUCCUGCGGCAGCUCUAUAUCGGCGAUGCAUGAGGCUCGGACAAACACAUCGAUGUGUGUAGUUGAGAAUUAGUGGUGUUGUAUAUUACUUCCAUCUCCAAUGUGAAGUUUGACAGCAUUCGAUCGCAACAUCUACAACAGCUUGGUAGCUUGUGGUGGAUGAACAGCAUUAGUGAUGAGAAGAUGACAUUUUGCAGAGUUGAGAGGGUUUGUAUCAACUGUAAUUUGUGUUGCAAUAUGAACAUCACAUUUUGUGUUGAUAAUUAUGUACUGUACGGUCAAAUCUUGCCAACUUGCAUGGCGAAGAACAAUGCAGAUGUGUGGUCCAAAUUGCACGGUUUCCGUAUCUUGCAUGACAGUGUAGGAUUUGCAGGGAGAGCAUUAAGUUGGCAUGUGUGGAUGUUGUGGCAUUCUCAGUUCUUCCUGUAGGACAGGAGGGCAUUGUAGGAUUUGCAGGGAGGGGAUUAAAUUGUCAUAUGUGGAUGCUGUGGAUUUCUCGGGUCUUCCUGUAGGAGAGGGCAUUGUAGGAUUAAAUGUGCCAUAUGUGGAUGCUGUGGAUUUCUCGGGUCUUCCUGUAGGGCAGGGCAUUGUAGGAUUUGCAGGGAGAGCAUUAAAUGUGCCAUGUGUGGAUGUUGUGGAAUGCUCUGUGAUUCCUCUAUGGUUGCAGGUGCUUGGUUUGUUCCUUCCCCUGACUGACCACAGUUCAGUUUUAAUGCUUGGAGACAUCCACUUUGCCUGCCUCAGUGAUCUCAGCU